Molecule: messenger RNA, 1665 nt
Organism: Ectocarpus siliculosus
Lineage: Eukaryota; Phaeophyceae; Ectocarpales; Ectocarpaceae
Source: the annotation of a GenBank genome assembly
AUGAACUACCCGAUCGACGGCAAGCGGCUGAUACACAAGGUCCUCGAGACGGUGGACUGGCUCUCCGAACAGGAGGACGCCGACACGACGUUCGAGUCCUUCUUGAGCGGCUGGUUCCUAGGGGCGGACUGCUCCGAGCUGAAGCGGGGUAACUUGGUGGUGUUUCUGGCAUGGACUCUCUAUGCCAAGGACGUGGACAUGCUUUCGAAGGCAGAGCGGAAGAACGUCAUGAGCAUGAUUAAGCUGAUCGAGGGACGCCUCGGCCGCACCCUGGAGCCGGGCUUCAACGAGCGAGUGAAGUGCAUCCGCCACACUCUCGACCGUGUGGUCCCGUUCUCCCACCGGCCCCUGGCCCUCUACGCGGUCCUCGGGCUGGCCCGCGCCCUUCUCCGGAUCGCUCUCGGCUUCUGCGGCUUUCGCCGGAGGCUCGCCCCCUGCGGUUCCUUCAUGUACUGGCACCGGCAAGCGCCUCCGUCUGCGGCGGCGGCGGCGGCGGCGAUGCCGGAGAAAACGGAGGGCCCCGGGCCUAUAGUUUUUUUCCACGGGGUGGGAGCGGGCCUGCCGUUCUACGUCCUGGCGCUCUGGAAAAUGUGCCGGCACCGGACCUCCAUCAUCGUGGAGGCCCCAUCCAUCAUGAUGAGCCUCGCCCUCCUGAGGGGACACACGCCCCCCUCCGAGGACCAGCUGGUGGAGAGCGUGGAGGGCAUCUUGGAGAGGCACGGGGUGAAGCGGGCGGCGUUUUUCGGGCACAGCUUCGGGAGCAUCUCGGUCGCCUGGAUGGCCAGACGGAAGCCGCACCUGGUGUCCCAGAUCGUGCUGCUCGACCCGGUGUGCCUGCUGCUGUUCCUGCCCAACGUGGCGAGGUCGUUCCUCUUCCCGGACACGGACGGGAUGCCGCUGCACGAGAGGCUGAUGCUGUACCUCGUCACCAGGGAGAAGGGGAUCUCACACACCCUCCGGAGACACUUCUGGUGGUACGCGAACGUCAUGUGGCCGGAGGAUAUCAAGUGCCCCAUCGUGGUGGGACUAGCCGGACAGGACAAGAUCGUGCCCUGCAAGCCCCUCCGCCGGUAUCUUCUCUCGCACAGCACCUUUGCGACGAGCUCUUCCUGCCCCUCCGGACUAAACAUGAGCUCCGUCGAUGGCUUAAUCAACCGCGGGGGAGGCGGCAGCAACGGUAAGCACAACGACGAAAGCGUCGGCAGUAGUAGUGGGACCGGAGACGGCAGUCUUCGAAAGGGGAGCGGCUGGACACCAGCGGGUGGCGGCGGCGGCGGCGCCAGGGGUUUCGUCACGAACGUGAACGGCAACAACAGGUGCAAGGUCCACAAGUGCGUCGGCGGUUACAAGUGUAACGGCCACGGUGGUCCCGCCGCGUCUCAUGGUUCCGCCGUGCGUAACGGCGGCCUCGUUUCGACCGCAAACGGUGGCGGCCACGUCAGCAAGGCAGCGGUGUUGGGUCAAUCACCGGAGGCGCCAGGCAAGCGGGAGAUUGCCAAGGCCAAGAGUGACGGUAGUGAUUCCGGCGGCGACGGCGUCGUCAAGCGGGUGGAACUUGUCUAUUGGACGGAUGCAGGGCACGGAAACGUGCUGGGGGACCCACGGGCGCUGGACGAGUUUGUGCGGGUGGCCACGGCUCAAGGAGCGGCGCUCUCGGUCAACUAG